Messenger RNA from Sphaerodactylus townsendi, 3456 nucleotides. RefSeq names its product guanylate cyclase 1 soluble subunit beta 1 (gene GUCY1B1). Gene Ontology annotation, molecular function: guanylate cyclase activity; heme binding. Bases 142 to 2001 code for a protein of 619 amino acids. Gene Ontology annotation, biological process: cGMP biosynthetic process; response to oxygen levels. The transcript is spliced from 14 exons. Gene Ontology annotation, cellular component: guanylate cyclase complex, soluble. NCBI's taxonomy places the organism in Eukaryota, Metazoa, Chordata, Lepidosauria, Squamata, Sphaerodactylidae. The record is from RefSeq and is a predicted model, not a curated record.
CGGGGGUGGCCGGCGCGAGAUUCUGCCUCCGCCGCUCGCCCUCCUGCAGCCUCCGCUCGGAGCUGUUGCUGCUGCUGCUGGCACCGCCGCCGCCACCAACCUGGUCCUCCUUGCACGGGCAGGGCGGGAGCAGCGGGCGAGAUGUACGGCUUCGUCAAUCACGCCCUGGAGCUGCUGGUGAUCCGCAAUUACGGCCCCGAAGUGUGGGAGGACAUCAAGAAGGAGGCACAGCUGGAUGAAGAAGGGCAGUUCCUAGUCAGAAUAAUUUAUGAUGAUUCCAAAACAUAUGAUUUGGUUGCUGCAGCAAGCAAAGUCCUUAACCUUAAUGCUGGAGAAAUCCUUCAGAUGUUUGGAAAGAUGUUUUUUGUAUUUUGUCAAGAAUCUGGUUAUGACACAAUCUUGCGUGUCUUGGGUUCAAACGUCAGAGAAUUUUUGCAGAACCUUGAUGCUCUGCAUGACCACCUUGCUACGAUAUACCCAGGUAUGCGUGCACCUUCCUUUAGGUGCACUGAUGCAGAAAAAGGGAAGGGUCUCAUUCUACAUUACUAUUCAGAAAGAGAAGGCCUCCAGGACAUUGUAAUUGGAAUCAUCAAAACAGUUGCUCAGCAAAUCCAUGGCACAGAAAUCGACAUGAAGGUGGUUCAACAAAGAAAUGAAGAAUGUGAUCACAUUCAGUUUUUAAUUGAAGAGAAAGAGUCUAAAGAAGAGGAUUUUUAUGAGGACCUGGACAGAUUUGAAGAGAAUGGUACCCAAGAGUCUCGCAUCAGUCCUUAUACUUUUUGCAAGGCUUUUCCUUUUCAUAUUAUAUUUGACAGAGAUCUUGUUGUCACCCAGUGUGGCAAUGCAAUAUAUAGAGUCCUUCCACAGCUCCAACCAGGAUACUGCAAUCUCUUGUCAGUAUUUUCUUUGGUUCGGCCUCAUAUUGAUAUAAGUUUUCAUGGAAUCCUCUCACAUAUCAAUACGGUCUUUGUAUUGCGGAGCAAGGAAGGGCUGCUGGAUGUGGAAAAGCUGGAGUGUGAAGAUGAAUUAACUGGUACUGAAAUUAGCUGCUUACGCCUUAAGGGUCAAAUGAUCUAUUUACCUGAAGCAGAUAGUAUUCUCUUCCUUUGUUCUCCAAGUGUGAUGAAUUUGGAUGACUUAACCAGAAGAGGGCUGUACCUGAGUGAUAUUCCAUUACAUGAUGCUACCCGCGACUUAGUACUUCUGGGAGAGCAAUUCAGAGAGGAAUACAAGCUGACCCAAGAGUUGGAAAUACUAACAGACAGGCUUCAGCACACAUUAAGAGCGUUGGAAGAUGAGAAGAAAAAGACAGACACGCUUCUGUAUUCAGUCCUUCCUCCAUCUGUUGCCAAUGAGCUGAGACACAAGCGCCCCGUGCCAGCAAAGCGUUAUGAUAACGUGACCAUACUUUUUAGUGGCAUAGUUGGAUUCAAUGCCUUCUGCAGCAAACAUGCAUCUGGAGAAGGAGCCAUGAAAAUUGUCAAUCUUUUAAAUGAUAUUUACACUAGAUUUGAUAUUCUCACUGAUUCACGGAAGAACCCCUUUGUUUAUAAGGUUGAAACAGUCGGAGACAAGUACAUGACAGUAAGUGGCUUGCCAGAGCCAUGCAUUCAUCAUGCCCGUUCUAUCUGCCAUUUGGCACUGGAUAUGAUGGAAAUUGCUGGACAGGUUCAAGUUGAUGGAGAGUCUGUGCAGAUCACAAUAGGCAUUCACACAGGAGAAGUGGUUACUGGUGUCAUUGGCCAAAGGAUGCCUCGUUAUUGCCUUUUUGGAAAUACUGUUAACCUAACAAGUCGAACAGAAACCACUGGAGAAAAGGGGAAAAUCAAUGUUUCUGAAUAUACCUACAGAUGUCUUAUGACGCCUGAAAAUUCAGAUCCACAAUUCCAUCUGGAACACAGAGGUCCUAUUUCAAUGAAGGGUAAAAAAGAACCAAUGCAAGUUUGGUUUUUGUCCAGAAAGUGCACAGAGACAGAGGGAGUAACACAAGAUGCUAACUAAAUCAAGAGAAGCCUAAGAAGAGAGCGCACAGGGUGGAACACCGUUUCUUGCCACUAACUCAGUCUGAUAGUAAUUAGAUGCUUCUGCUGUUGCUACAUUCUGUACAUCCCCUGUUUGCUCAUGGAAAAUGCUCCCAAUAGUAGCAUUUUCUUCUACUGGCUGCUUUUUUCUUGUUGUUCAUUCAGCUUUUGAUGUUGUAAAAUCUCUGUACUUAUCUUUCCUUUGGUCUUGCCCUAUCAUCCAACCUGAACUCAGAUGUGAUCCAGCUAACUACGUUUAUGUAGUAUAUACUACCAUGUUUUCCCCUUGCCUUUUCUAGUGACUAAUCAUCACAGUUUUUAUGGUGGUGUGACUCAAAUGGUUUCUGGACAAAAAAGAAAUUCCAAGUAGUGGAAAGACUCCUGAGCUCAGAGCUUUUAUAUUUUUAUGAGAGUGAUUUGGCAUUCAGAUUUCCACUUACUAUACUAAUCCAUCUGUCUGCUAUUGUGAAAUAUAUUAUUUUGUUCUAGAAGCUAGCUUCAAUGCACUGUCAGUUGCUCUUUUCCUAUGUGUUGGCUGUCUGCUGAAAGCAACAUAUGCAUUUUCUACACAGAAAAGAAUGUAGGUUGUGUAAUGUUAUGUACCACUUGGAAAUGUGUGCAAAUUUCUGUUCUAAGUCUGAUCGCAUAGUGGUAAUGCUGAGUCAUGAUAAUAUUUUGUGAGACAGUUUUUUAUAUCAUGCAUGAUGAUAUUAUUGAAGAGGGGGAGAGCUGUGGUGUUUGUGAUGGGAAUAGUUCCAAACAAGUCCAUUUGUAAACCCUGUUUAAGUGCCAGAAUAUGACACAAUUUUUCAUUGUUAAGAUUGACCAGAUUUAUCCCCAGAUCAUUGUAGCCUAUGAAAACACACAUGUUCUCCAUUAUUCUGGACACUGUUCUGCUGUAUAGAGAUGAUGUCAAAGGUUUUGUGGUACGGACUGGGCUGUUCCUUCCCCGCCCCCCGCUCCCAGUUGUACAUAAAGAGCCACAUGCAACACUUUGAUCAAAUCUUUGGAUGAAUGCAUGGACUCCGGAGGCAGGAUGCAGUCCUUCUUUCCCACACAUUUAAACAGAGCUGCCUGAGGUAUGCCAAGAAAAGUUUUUAAUUUGUUCUCAUUUUCAAUUUUUAUUUUGUGAAAUGUGGGGAGAUCUGAUUUAUAUUUAAAACCUUGAUUAAUCAGAUUCAUCUUGUGUCCCUCAGUGUCAACUUGUGUCAGUACAACUGCCAUAUAAACAUUCAUAUUUUAUGAACUUCUGAUUAUGUCUUGAACUCUAGAUUUGUCAAGACUAAUGAGUUUGUUUUAAAUUAAUUGUCGAAAUAAUGUGUCUUAUUAGUUCAUUGUUAUGACUAACCCCUUUUGUAUUUUUAGGAAACCACUGUGUGUCCAUGUAUAAAUAUAUAUGUACAGAUAAAUGUUAUGUAUAAAUAUUGUCAUAACU